UCUUCACCGCUCUACAUGGAGAUAGUUGGCAGCAUCUCCCAUUCGGUGAUGAGCCUACCCCAGAAUCGGCCCAAUACCACAUCGUAAAACCCUUCCUAAACCCCAAACCGAUUUUUGCUAGUUCUACUCUCUCUCUCUCUCUCUCUCUCUCUCUCUCUGCGUUGCAACAUUCGCUCGAUCGUCAUGGCCUGUCGUUUACUUCGACCCCUGCGCAGAACCCUUCUCUCUCCUCUCCGUUCUCACUCCAAAACCCUAGUUCCUCACCAACAACAACCCUCUUUCUCGCUCCGUACUUACGUAACUGAGAUGCGGAAAUCGGCCUUCGAAGGAAACAUUCUCAGACUCCUCCGCAACGAGAUCCAGUACGAACUCGACCGCUCCCCUCCCUUUCAGCCUGUUCCCGAGUUCAAUUCAUUUUCAGUCGAUGAAAGGCCGGGAGAGCAGUGGAUAAGGUUGAAUAAGAAUUUCGGGGAGAAUGAAGAGAUUAAAGUGGAAGUUACAAUGUUUGAUGGCUCUGUCCCUGUUAAAAAAACUGGCAACUUAACCACAGAAGAAGAUGUGACGCUUCACAUUACACUUAUUGUUGACAUCUUUAAGGGGGAAGGGAGUAAGGUAUUGGAGUUUGUAUGCUCAGCAUGGCCAGAUAGCAUAGAGAUUCAGAAAGUUUUCAUGCGCGGUCGUGAUCAGAUGGCGGGUCUGCCUUACACGGGUCCUGGAUUCAAGGAACUGGAUGAUGAGCUGCAAAAUUCGCUUUACGAGUUCUUGGAAGGAAGGGGUGUAAAUGAUGACCUUGCUGUUUUCUUGCAUGGAUUUAUGAAGAACAAAGAUAAAACAGAGUUUAUUCGGUGGAUGGGUACCGUUAAGUCUUUCAUAGAAAAGAAAUAGAGGGUUUGGUUCUGCUUUGUUGUGACUUAAAUUCUUUUUUUACCGUAAUUAAUUGCGGAUGAAGGGAUAUGUCAGUUUCAGCUUUGUAGCUGCAGAGAGAAAAAUGCAAGUUUAAGUCAAUGAGAGUGAAAGUGGGAUGAUUUUAAGAUUUGUGUAUAUCUUGUUGAAAUUGAAUCAGAUUUCUUGUUUCAAUACUAAAGGUGGAAUGGUGGUUAUAUUUCCUUUGUACGCCUGAAUGGAUCGUAGGCAGUGUAUGUCAAAGUGAUGGAUAAGAGAUGUAAAUCAAACUAAGCUUUCUGUCA
Rhododendron vialii is the source of this 1187-nucleotide messenger RNA. RefSeq lists its product as uncharacterized. Lineage: Eukaryota; Viridiplantae; Streptophyta; Magnoliopsida; Ericales; Ericaceae. The transcript has 3 exons. The record is from RefSeq and is a predicted model, not a curated record. Gene Ontology annotation, cellular component: mitochondrial matrix. The coding region runs from base 184 to 885 and encodes 233 amino acids.